Radiomyces spectabilis is the source of this 3098-nucleotide messenger RNA. Its product is annotated as WD40 repeat-like protein. The transcript is spliced from 8 exons. NCBI's taxonomy places the organism in Eukaryota, Fungi, Mucoromycota, Mucoromycetes, Mucorales, Radiomycetaceae. The record is from RefSeq and is a predicted model, not a curated record. Gene Ontology annotation, molecular function: protein binding. Gene Ontology annotation, biological process: maturation of SSU-rRNA from tricistronic rRNA transcript (SSU-rRNA, 5.8S rRNA, LSU-rRNA); ribosomal small subunit assembly. Gene Ontology annotation, cellular component: Pwp2p-containing subcomplex of 90S preribosome; small-subunit processome. The coding region runs from base 402 to 2990 and encodes 862 amino acids.
GAGAAAGAACUUGCAGACGAACCGUCGCAGCCUGCCUCUCGCCAACGUUACACACACUUGACCAAAUUCAAAACGCUGACCCACCCACUCUAUGCGGCCGUAGUAAACAAUCCUUUAUAAGCAAAUGAAUUCCAAUAUAGAUAUAUAAGAUAUACUAUAUGACGAUCAUCCAUACGGCAUUCUUUCGUCUAUUAAACUCGACUUCUUAUUUUUUUGGGGUAUUUCUCCAAUAGGAAAAGGCAAUUUCAACCACAUUCACGGUGGGAGAAACGGGCAUUGAAAUAAUUAUGUUCCGUCAAAGACAGACUGCUUUACCUUUUCUACAAGCCACAAUCUCAAAAAAAUGUCUUGCUAUCUCGGUCAUGCCUGCGAGCUGAGCUCUUCAUUUUGUCACUCACCUUAUGAAAUCCUCAUUCAAGUUUUCCAAUCUCUGUGGCACCGUCUACACUGCGGGAAACCUCGUUUUUACCCCUGAUGGCAACUCCAUCCUUAGUCCAGUCGGGAAUCGGGUGUCCGUCUUUGACCUUGUCAACAAUAAAUCGUAUACACUUCCCGUGGAAAUGCGCAAAAAUAUCCGUUGCAUGGCAUUAUCUCCCAAAGCCACUCUUUUGAUCACCGUCGACGAAGACGGCCGAGCAUUGUUGAUCAAUUUUCCUCGACGAGUAAUUCUUCACCAUUUCAACUUCAAGGCGGAAGUGCGAGCGAUUCAGUUCAGUCCGGACGGUCGAUAUAUUGCAGUGACUCACGGCAAGCAAGUUCAAGUUUGGAAAUCGCCCGGCUUCACUCGUGAAUACGCUCCUUUCCUUCUUCAUAACACUUACAAUGGUCAUUACGACGAUGUAUUGAGCAUUCAGUGGAGUUCCGAUUCCAAAUAUUUUGUCACGGCGUCCAAGGAUUUGACGGCACGCAUCUUUUCAUUGCAUCCUGUCGAAGGAUUUAUUCCUCCCACAUUAUCAGGCCAUCGCGAUACAGUACUGGGAGCUUGGUUCUCGGAUGAUAUGCAAAGUAUUUACACGGUGAGCAAAGACAGUGCUGUUUACUUGUGGAAAUAUGGUACUUUGGCGGAGCUUCGCGGCAAAGAGUCCGAGGAUGAAAUGGACGUCGAUGAGGAAACUCCUGUGCGAGUGGAUAAGGCGCGCUGGCGUGUUCGUGCAAAGCACCCCUUCAAACAAAACUACGCCAAAGUUAAAUCGUGCGAAUACUUUUCAAAGGGCAAUUUACUUGUCAUCGGUUUCUCCAACGGUCUCUUUGGUCUGUACGAAACGCCCUCGUUUAACAAUAUUCACACUUUAAGUAUCUCACAAAUGUCGAUCAACACUGUCGCGAUCAACCGAACAGGCGAAUGGCUUGCCUUUGGUUCCAGCAAACUGGGCCAAUUGCUUGUUUGGGAAUGGCAGUCAGAGACAUACGUACUCAAGCAGCAGGGCCAUUACUACGAUAUGAACACAUUAUCCUAUUCGGCGGAUGGUCAGACGUUGGCUACGGGAGGUGACGAUGGCAAAGUGAAAGUGUGGAAUACCACGUCUGGAUUCUGUUUUGUCACUUUCAACGAACACAAGAGUGGUGUGAGCGCGGUCGAAUUCGCAAAACAGGGCCAAGUGCUGUUUUCCGCCAGUUUGGAUGGCACCGUACGCGCGUUUGAUCUGGUCCGUUACCGUAAUUUCCGAACAUUCACCAGUCCUAACCCUGUCCAAUUUACGUCGUUGGCCGUCGACCCCAGUGGUGAAAUUGUAUGUGCUGGCACAAUGGAUACGUUUGAAAUUUUUGUGUGGAGUGUACAGACGGGGAAAUUGCUGGAUAUCUUGGCCGGUCACGAAGGCCCGAUUAGUUCACUGUCGUUUUCACCAACGGGCAUGAUGCUGGCCAGUGGCAGUUGGGAUCAAACGGCACGAACAUGGGACGUCUUUGGACGAAGCAAACAUAUUGAAGCGUUGCAACAUCAAACAGAAGUGCUGGCCGUCGCGUAUCGACCGGACGGUAAACAAGUAGCGACGGCGACGUUGGACGGUAUGAUUUCUUUCUGGGAUGUGGAACUGGGCAAGCAGACGGCCGUCAUUGAAGGACGAAAAGACAUCAUGGGUGGACGCAAACUGAACGAUCGCACAUCGGCCGAGAAUGCCGCAUCUGGCAAAUGUUUCAACUCGCUAUGCUACACCGCGGACGGUUCGAGCAUCAUUGGCGGUGGAAGCUCCAAAUACAUUUGCAUCUACGACAUCGAAACGAGCGUGUUGGUCAAAAAGUUCCAGAUCUCUGAAAACCUGUCGUUGGACGGUACGCAGGAAAUGCUGAAUUCCAAAAAAAUGACUGAAUUUGGCAGUCUCGAGGAAAUGGAAGCCGACGAGGCGUCCGACAUUGAAGAUCGAUUAGAUAACAGUUUACCGGGAACACAAAAGGGCGACUUAUCAGCAAGGCGCACUCGACCUGAAGCGCGAUCAAAAUGUGUACGAUUUUCACCGACGGGUCGCGCGUGGGCGGCGGCUACGACCGACGGUUUACUGAUGUAUUCGUUGGACGACGCGAUUUUGUUCGAUCCAUUUGAUCUUGAAAUCGACAUUACCCCUGAAACGGUGAUGGAGACAUUAGAGGAAGGAGAGUAUCUCAAGGCGCUGUGCAUGGCCUUCCGGCUGAAUGAAAAGCCAGUGUUGCACACGGUGUUUGAACGUAUUCCUCCCGCGUCGGUGGAUUUGGUAGCGCGUGGGAUGCCCGAGAAAUACUUGGAAAAAUUACUGCACUUUUUGGGUGUUCACAUGGAAACAAGUCCGCACGUUGAGUUUCACAUGAUGUGGGUCAUUAGUGUCAUGACAGCCCACGGACGGUACUUGAAAGACCAUCGCGGCGAAUUUCAAACCGUUUUCCGAUCGUUACGCAAAGGCGUCCUCCGUGUUCGAGAUGAUAUCGCCAACUUAUGCGAUGCCAAUACCUAUACAUUAAAGUACCUCUUAAGCCAACAGUCCUUGGCUUCCAACAACAAUAGAGACAUUGAAGCUUAAAUAAAUCAUUUGCAUGCAUUCAUUUUUUAUAGAAAAACAAAAAAAAAGAAGGUUCAUCUCAUUUGCACGAACAACCCCAAUAUCACCGAGGUUGAAAAAAUAGAUUGC